CCUCGGAUGAAGAAACGGAAGUGCGAUGACAAGUCGCAUGUCCACCCAGUGAAGUGUUUUCAAGCGAGACGCCAGUUACAGGCGAACCCAGAAAACGUAGUACGCACUUGUCUAGGAGUAGUACGACACGUGACCGGCGGCAGUUGUUUGCCUCAAGCCACUUUCUUAUGCAGCGUAAUAACUGCAAACUCAAACGCUUUCCUGUGUUCAGCACUCGGUGACCAUCUUCAGGCACUCAUUUUCUAUGGGCCUCACAUUUUCAACGCUGUUCCAGUCUCUGGCACAGCUAAUGCGAUGGAGUAAGGACCAGGAUGUUCGCAUUCUCAUGUUGGGUCUUGAUUCUGCUGGGAAGACUACUAUUCUAUACCGACUACAAAUCGGGGAAGUUGUCUCGACGAUACCUACGAUUGGCUUUAAUGUCGAGACUGUCCAGUACAAGAACAUUAAGUUCCAGGUUUGGGAUCUUGGAGGGCAGUCAAGCAUCAGACCGUAUUGGCGGUGUUACUUCCCGAAUACGUCGGCUAUCAUCUAUGUCAUCGAUUCAUCUGAUCAUACCCGGUUGUCUACCUCUCGGGGGGAGCUUCUGACGAUGUUAUCGGAGGAUGAGCUUUCCGGCGUUCCCCUUCUCGUUUUCUGCAAUAAGCAGGAUGUUGAAGGUGCAUUGAAUCCGGAAGAGAUUAGCGACCGGCUAGGCCUUGCGGGUAAAGAGACGUCGAGGCAAUGGAGCGUGCGCGGGAGCUGUGCCACGAAGGGGGAAGGUUUAGAGGAGGGCCUUGAUUGGCUAGUGAAUGCCAUCCAGAAGUAGUGGCUGCCCAACUGCUAUCUCAUCCGGUUUCUUGCACGUUCGUUACCAGCUUUGUUUCUAUCGGACCCUGGGUCAUUGAGGUAGCAAACACUUACAUUAAGGUUGCGUAGUACGACGU
Pisolithus orientalis is the source of this 923-nucleotide messenger RNA. Its product is annotated as ARF SAR. Bases 245 to 805 code for a protein of 186 amino acids. Lineage: Eukaryota; Fungi; Basidiomycota; Agaricomycetes; Boletales; Pisolithaceae. The transcript has 9 exons. Gene Ontology annotation, cellular component: cytoplasm; Golgi apparatus. Gene Ontology annotation, biological process: intracellular protein transport; vesicle-mediated transport. The record is from RefSeq and is a predicted model, not a curated record. Gene Ontology annotation, molecular function: GTP binding; GTPase activity.